Messenger RNA from Hypanus sabinus (Atlantic stingray), 750 nucleotides. RefSeq names its product nucleoredoxin like 1 (gene nxnl1). The record is from RefSeq and is a predicted model, not a curated record. Gene Ontology annotation, biological process: photoreceptor cell maintenance. The coding region runs from base 148 to 750 and encodes 200 amino acids. The transcript is spliced from 3 exons. Lineage: Eukaryota; Metazoa; Chordata; Chondrichthyes; Myliobatiformes; Dasyatidae. Gene Ontology annotation, cellular component: mitochondrion.
CGAUUCACCAAUCACAGACCAAAAUUCCGGUUUUCCUUCUCAGCCAAUAGAUCCCACGGAAAAGUACAUCCAGGAGACCAAUCGAUAGGGAAGACGGCCUGUCCUCUUAGCCAAUCAGGAUGUCCUAAAUUUUAACGACUGAUCGCCAUGGUGGACCUGUUCACAGGAGUAACCUUGAUAAAGAAUAACAGGGACAGAGACGAACUCGACACCCAGCAGCAACUGGACAACACGCUGCGAAACAAGGUGGUGCUCCUGUACUUUGGUUCAAGCGACUGCCCCAGAUGCCAGGCGUUCGCCCCUGCACUGAGGGACUUCUCCAAACGGCUGAUGGACGAAUAUUACGUCGAUCGAGCAGCUCAGCUAGCGCUGGUGUACGUUUCCCAGGAUCAAACCGAGGAGAGACAGCAGUGUUUCCUCAAGACGCUGCAUAGGAAGUGGCUCUUCCUACCAUUCCAAGACAAAUACGGAAGAGACUUACAAAGAAUGUAUGAUGUCAAGGAGAUCCCAUGCAUCAUUGUUCUUAAACCCAAUGGAGAUCUUAUCACCAGGAAUGGUGUGGUAGAGAUCGCCACCAUGGGGGUGAAUUGUUUGAAGAACUGGUGGGAAGCGUCGGACAUAAUUGACAGGAAUUUCCUUCUGGCAGAAGAUUUUGAGGAAUGGUCCUGGAAGAGUCUGACAGACCCCUUAAGGCAGCUCAAGUACAGAGUUAAAAAGAUGGGCACAGAAAGGGACAAUGAAACAGAGUGA